AUGGCGACAUAUGACAGAAUGGGGAACCCGAGGGAACAUAUCUUAAACUACAAAACUUUCAUGGAGCUGCAAACCCUGUCGGAUGCCUUAAUGUGCAAGGUAUUCCCUACAACGCUCACAAGGCCAGCGAGGGCCUGGUUUAACAGUUUGGAUGCAAAAAGUAUCAAAAGCUUUGGCGACCUCGCCAACGUCUUCAUCAGCCGGUUCAUAGCAGGGGUCACCGCUGAAAGGAAAACCAGUUACCUGGAGACAGUUAGGCAGAGGAAGAACGAGUCCCUGAGGGAAUAUGUAGCCCGUUUCAACACGGAAGCCCUAAAGCCACCCACCUCCCUAGCAGAACUAAUGAAGAGAGCAGAGAAGUAUAUAAGGCAAGAUGACGCCUUGACAACCAGCAGGUUUACCAGGGAGGCUGCAGACAGAGGGAAAGCCCUAGAAGAGAGGAGGUCAGAGAGACCUGAGAGAAGGCAUAACAAAGGACCUGAGGCAUAUAGGCAGCCCUGGGACAGAAGGGAGCAGAGACCGUUCCCACCUCGGGUCCCUGAAACAAUAACACCGUUCAACGCCUCCAAAGCUAAAGUGCUCAUGGCGGUUCAAGACGAGGAGUUCCUCCAGUGGCCCAAGCCCAUGAAAGUAGAUGCAAGUCGGAGGGACCCUGACAAAUACUGCUAG
Molecule: messenger RNA, 669 nt
Organism: Manihot esculenta (cassava)
Lineage: Eukaryota; Viridiplantae; Streptophyta; Magnoliopsida; Malpighiales; Euphorbiaceae
Exons: 2
Coding region: 1-669 (222 amino acids)
Source: RefSeq, a predicted model, not a curated record